AUGUCUUCCCCGAAGGAAGUUUGUCGUUUUGAAGAUCACAUGUCAGCAAGUGCCACGACCGGAGUAGGCCACUCGCAUUCUCACUCGCAUGGUGACCACGGGCACACUCACGAACAAUUAGAUCACCCUGGUAAAUAUGCCGAAAGGGAAAUGCCUAAAUACAAGAACCGAAGCUGGAAGGAAAGAGCCUUCACCGUGGGAAUCGGCGGCCCUGUCGGUUCCGGGAAGACGGCGCUAAUGUUAGCAUUAUGUAAAGCUCUCCGAGAUCGUUACUCCAUUGCAGCAGUUACGAACGACAUAUUUACCAGAGAGGACUCGGAGUUCCUCGUUCGUAAUCACGCGUUACCGGCGGAGCGAAUUCGUGCCAUCGAAACUGGUGGUUGCCCCCAUGCUGCCAUCAGAGAGGAUAUUUCUGCCAAUUUGAACGCUCUAGAGGAACUUCAUGCCAAGUUCAAUGUUCAAUUGUUGUUGAUAGAAAGUGGCGGUGACAAUUUAGCCGCCAAUUAUUCCCGUGAAUUAGCGGAUUAUAUAAUCUAUGUAAUUGAUGUGGCGGGAGGCGACAAAAUUCCUCGCAAAGGUGGUCCGGGCAUCACCCAGUCCGAUCUAUUGAUCAUCAACAAGACAGAUCUCGCCGAAAUUGUUGGUGCCGACUUGGGUGUCAUGGAAAGGGAUGCACGAAAAAUGAGGGAAAGCGGACCAACGGUGUUCACCCAAGUGAAAAAUGGCGUUGGAAUUCCAGAGGUGGUUGAGUUGAUUUUAGGAGCUUGGCGGGCAAGCGGGGCGGAGGAUUGUUGA
This is a messenger RNA of Acaulospora morrowiae, 795 nucleotides long. The record is from the annotation of a GenBank genome assembly. NCBI's taxonomy places the organism in Eukaryota, Fungi, Glomeromycota, Glomeromycetes, Diversisporales, Acaulosporaceae.